Molecule: messenger RNA, 324 nt
Organism: Capsicum annuum
Lineage: Eukaryota; Viridiplantae; Streptophyta; Magnoliopsida; Solanales; Solanaceae
Product: agamous-like MADS-box protein AGL29
Exons: 1
Coding region: 1-324 (107 amino acids)
Biological process (GO): regulation of transcription by RNA polymerase II
Molecular function (GO): DNA-binding transcription factor activity, RNA polymerase II-specific; RNA polymerase II cis-regulatory region sequence-specific DNA binding; protein dimerization activity
Source: RefSeq, a predicted model, not a curated record
AUGGAAAAAAAGAAUUCUCGUGCUGAGGACAUGAAAAUAUCAAAGAUGCAAAAAUCUUUGUGUAAGAAAGCAAAUGAGCUUUCUAUUUUAUGUGGAAUUGAGAUUGCAAUUAUCAUUUUCUCAAUUAGUGGUCAACCAAUUUUAUUUGGAAAGCCUGAUGUUGAAUUAGUGGUCCACCAUUUUCUGGAGGCCAAACACCCAGCUGCACUUCGAAAUUAUAUGAAGAUGAAAAAGAAGGAACUAAAAAAAAAGGAGAAAGGAAAAUCUAUUGAAGGUAAUUCAGAUGAUUUUGAGUCGCCUUCUGAAUUUGCUCCAAAGGAUUGA